AGUUGACACAAAAACCAUACGAUGGAAUAUGGGCGGCUCAUAAUAUUAAAACAUGGCUUCAAGAAAAGAAUUCGGUAUCAAAUAAUAAAAAUAUAGAAAAGAAAAAUGAUAAAGAAAAACAAAAGUCUAAGGUACAUGUAAAUAAGAAAACCAAACCAAAUGUAACAAACACUGAAAUAAGUAACGAAAAUGUAAUGAUUACAAGAAGUAGAGCGGCGAGGAUCAGGAGAUCCUAAUUAUCAGGAUGGCCGAGCUGUAGUAGUAGUAGUAGUAAUUGUGUAUAAGCAUAGUAGUAUAAGUCCCAUUGCAAUAUUAGAAUGUAAGAACCUAAUUAUAAGAGUCGCGAAUGUAAACAGUAUACACACACUUGCUGAAUAAAUGAAGAGUCAGUCGUCGCUGAACUGUCACAGAGCGCACACUAAAUAUAUAUAAAUAUAUAUAAACGAAAUAGUAAUACAAAAGGGAAUAUACAUAUAUAAACGAGGCCAUUUAUAAAUAAUAAACGAAACCGAUCAAGGCAGAAUGAUAAAUGCUAAUUAUCCGAUACAGGUAGAAGUAUAUAAUGCAUAGAGUUUUACAGAAAUAUACACGGCAAAACAUACAAAUAGUGAAAAAAACGACAAUAAAGUUAGACUCAACAUAAGAACAGAACACCUUAACAAAGAAGAAAAAGCUAAAAUUUUAAAACAAUAUAGAACCUUAUUUUAUAACGACGGGGAAAUAAAUGUUAACAACGAAAAUGAGAUCGAGCAAUGUUCUGAGAGGCAGAUGGUGAGCGCCAGCAACAAUGAGUCCAACAAAUGUUUAGCGAUCCCGAUGGCCAGCAACAAUGAUCCCGAGAUGCAAAUGGCUGGCAACAAGGAGCCACAACAAUGUUUUGGAAACCAAAUGAUGCGGAACAAUGUAACUAUCCAAGGCAGCGAUAUUCAAAGACUGGAAAAUGAGUUGAAAAUAUUGAAGCUGCAAAAUGAGAUCGACCAGUUAAAAAAUAAACAACAACGAAGUAAUGACACAGACUCAAGCAUUUCUUUCGAAAUUUUAAAGGAGAUCGUUAAGAAAAAUUUCAAGGUCGGCGACGAGAUGAUGCGUGCGCUGAUUCACUACAAAGUUAAGGGCGAUGCUGAAAUAUGGCUGUAUUCAAGUACGAUCGCUACUAUGGACACAGCGGAUAAAAUGUUAAACCACCUGGAGAACAUGUUGUAAUGUCUGCGUCUGGAUCAAAGGUGAGGAGUUCUCCAAGUACUACAACGAGAAGUGGCAGCUGGCGGAUAACUUAGCACUGGCAGAAGAUGAAUUUUUGGAAUAUGUCAUUGACGGCAUACACGAUGUCAAUCUACGCAAUCUGGCUAAGUCGCGUUCGUUCAAG
This is a messenger RNA of Drosophila teissieri, 1366 nucleotides long. RefSeq lists its product as uncharacterized. NCBI's taxonomy places the organism in Eukaryota, Metazoa, Arthropoda, Insecta, Diptera, Drosophilidae. The record is from RefSeq and is a predicted model, not a curated record. The coding region runs from base 769 to 1203 and encodes 144 amino acids. The transcript is spliced from 2 exons.